Messenger RNA from Amoebophrya sp. A120, 1533 nucleotides. NCBI's taxonomy places the organism in Eukaryota, Dinophyceae, Syndiniales, Amoebophryaceae. The record is from the annotation of a GenBank genome assembly.
AUGAUGGACCCUUCGCACGAGCACCUCUUCAAGCUCCUGAUUAUCGGCGAUUCCGGUGUCGGGAAAUCCUGUCUGAUGCUUCGGUUCUGCGUAUCCACAGUAAAUUUCCCGCACACGUACAAAUGCUGUCUCUGCAUGACAAAACUUUGCUCCGAUCCCCAUUUAGCAUGACAAGUUUUACGCUCCAAAUUGGUGAAAUUUGUGAUGCAUCUUGUACAUGUAGUACGGGAAAUUUGUAUUGCAUACUGCGACGACACGUUCAAUGAGAAGCAACUGGCGACAAUCGGGGUUGACUUCAAGGUGAAGUAUGUUACGGAGAACAACAAAAGGAUCAAGCUAUGAACUGCAAAAGUAUCGUACUCAGUAGUGCACUCGCAUGGCAAAUUGCCUCAGCAUGAGAAAUGGAAUUUGUAGUGCGGAUUUAGCCUAAGAGGGAGAUCUGUAAUGCAUGACUGCAAUUAGUACUACGAGUGCGCUGCUUUUGCAAUCCAUACAAACUGGCGCUCUGGGAUACCGCAGGGCAGGAGCGGUUCCGAACGCUGACCUCGUCCUACUACCGCGGCGCGCAGGGCAUCGUGUUCGUGUACGACUUACGCAUUGCAAAAGCAUCGUACUAGUAGAAAUCGCAUCACAAAUCCGGUCAGCGUGACAAACGGAAUUUGUCAUGCUGUUUUGCCUUGGGAUGGAGAUUUGUAAUGCAUGAUUGCAAUUACUACGAGUGCGAUGCUUUUGCACACGAUACGACUGUACGGAACCGGAGACGUUUGAAAACGUGAGGCAGUGGAUCCACGAGGCGGACUCCUACAACAAAAACGUCGUGAAGCUGCUCGUUUGCAACAAGGUGGAUUUAAAACAGGAACGGAAAAUCACGACGCAGCAGGGCGAAGAUUUCGCGAUCGAGCAGUCGAUGAUGUACAUCGAGACGUCAGCGAAAACGAAAAUCGGGAUCCAGCAAGCGUUUACGGAGCUGGUGCUGAAGAUACUAGACUCCCCGGAUUUGCUCGAGGGAACGAUUCCCUUGGGGCAAAGGGGAGGCGCCGGGGGUGCGGGCGGGAAUAGAAACGUGCAGUUAGGCGCGAACCAGGGAGGCGGCGGAACGGCGAAUCCGAUGGGAGGCUGUUGUUAAAGACACGGAACAGGUGGAGGCCGGGGGGUGGAGGUGUGGCGCGUGUGCGAGGUGGACGCGAGCUAGUACUAGUACAACAAGCAACCUUCAAACCGAGCACGAAAAGAAAGGGAAUAUUACUGUGCUUGACGAUGUGGAGUAUUUGCUUGUAGCCUGUCUUACACCACUUCUCAUGCUGAUCUUCCAAGUGUAUGUCUUCUACCAUUUCUAGUACAACAAGCACCGACGCCCGGUUCUAGUACGUGUCUGGAUAGUACGCCGGUCUGUUUUAUUUUGUUGAGUUUGACGACGAAUUGAUUUUUGUACCCGCGCAAAGCCAAAGACACGUGAAAACUACCUUUCAAAUUUCUUGGUAUUGCUACCCCUUCACUUUUUUGGAAACGAGUUCGAUCUGUAUGAAAAUAAAA